Messenger RNA from Arvicola amphibius (Eurasian water vole), 4428 nucleotides. RefSeq names its product zinc finger protein 729-like. Bases 11 to 2755 code for a protein of 914 amino acids. NCBI's taxonomy places the organism in Eukaryota, Metazoa, Chordata, Mammalia, Rodentia, Cricetidae. Gene Ontology annotation, biological process: negative regulation of transcription by RNA polymerase II. The record is from RefSeq and is a predicted model, not a curated record. Gene Ontology annotation, molecular function: DNA-binding transcription repressor activity, RNA polymerase II-specific. The transcript is spliced from 4 exons.
CCAGACCACUAUGACGACACUAGAAGGUGCUGUGGAUACAGAACUUCCGCGUUCAGUCUUGAAACUUAGCGUCUCUCCAAAGUUAGGCGAGCCUCCUGCUCAGCGCUGGGCUUGGAUCCCUGACAUGGAGGAAAUGCUGUCAUUCAGGGAUGUGGCCAUUGAUUUCUCUGCAGAGGAGUGGGAAUGCCUGGGCCCUGCUCAAUGGAAUCUGUACAGGGAUGUGAUGUUGGAGAACUACAGCAACCUGGUGUUUUUGGGUCUUGCCUUCUCUAAGCCAUACCUGGUCACGUUUCUAGAGCAAAGUCAAGAGCCUUCAGAUGUGAAGACACAAGAAGCUGCCACCAUGCACCCAGAUAUAAAACCAUAUAAAUGUAAAGAAUGUGGCAAAGCCUGUGAUUGGAACUCACUUCUUCUUGAAUACCAGAGAAUUCAUCCAGGUGAGAAAGCCUACACGUGUGAAGAAUGUGGAAAGGCUUCUGGUUCUUCUCUGGUACUUUCGGAACACCAGAUAAUUGAUCUAGAAGAGAAAGCCUACAAGUGUGAAGAAUGUGGCAACGUUGUUUGUACUUGCUCAGGACAUUCUAGCUACCAGAGAAUUUGCAUUGGGGAGAACCCGUACAAGUGUGAAGAAUGUGGGAAAGCCUUUUCUACGCAUUCGUGUCUUACUCAGCAUGAGUUACAACACACUGGACAGAAAUCCUAUAACUAUGAAGAAUGUGAGAAGCUGUUUUAUUGUCCAUCUUACCUCACGGAACAUCAAAGAAUUCACUCUCAAGAGAAUCCCUUGAAGAUUGAAGAAUGUAGAGAGGUCUUCUGUUCACCCAUAGAACUUUCUAAAGACCAGACAUUUUGUACUGAAGAGAAACCCUACAAGUAUGAAGAAUGUAUUAAGACCUUUAGUGCUUGCACAGUGCUUUCUGAACAUCCAAGAAUUCAUCCAGGAGAGAAAGCCUACAAGUGUGAAGAAUGUGGCAAUGCCUUUUGUGAACUCCAUUCAGUAUCUAAACACCUGAAAAUUCCUUGUGAAGUGAAAUCCUACAAGUGUGACGAAUGUGGGAAAGCCUUCCCUAGUCAUCUUUCCCUGAUUCAACAUAAGAUAGGGCAUACUAGAGAGAAGCCUUACCAAUGUGAAGAAUGUGGCAAAAUGUUCUACUGUUCUUCAAACCUUAAACAACAUCAAAUAACUCAUUCUCAAGAGAAACCCUACAAGUGUGAAAUAUGUGGCAAGGUCUUUAGAACUUGCUGGCAACUUUCUAAACACCUGAGAAUCCAUUCGGGAGAGAAACCUUACAAGUGUGAAGAAUGUGGCAAAGCCUUUUAUACUCUCUCAUACCUUACUCAGCACAAAUUAGGUCAUACCGGGGAGAAACCUUACAAGUGUGAGGAAUGUGGCAAAACCUUUUACUAUCCUUCAGUCCUUAAGGAACAUCAAGCAAUUCAUUCUGGAGAGAAACCAUACAGGUGUGAUGAAUGUGGCAAGGACUUCUGUACUCGUUCAGGACGUUCUAGACACCAGCGGAUUCAUACUGGAGAGAAACCCUACAAGUGUGAGCAAUGUGGAAAAGCCUUUUCUACUCAUUCCUACCUUUCUCAUCACAAGAUAGUUCACACUGGCCAUAAACCCUACAAGUGUGAAGAAUGUGGCAAAAAGUUUUACUACCCUUCUCGCCUUAAGGAACAUCAAAGAAUUCAUUCUCAAGAGAACCCUUACAAGUGUGAAAUAUGUGGCAAAGCCUUUUAUACUCAUUCAUACUUUACUCAGCACAAAUUAGGUCAUACCGGGGAGAAACCUUACAAGUGUGAGGAAUGUGGCAAAGCCUUUUACUAUCCUUCAAUCCUUAGGGAACACCAAGCAAUUCAUUCUGGAAAGAAACCAUACAGGUGUGAAGAAUGUGGCAAGGACUUCUGCACUCGCUCAGGACGUUCUAGACACCAAAGAAUUCAUACUGGAGAGAAACCCCACAAGUGUGAGGAAUGUGGGAAAGUCUUUUCUACUCAUUCCUACCUUACUCAGCACAAGGUAGUCCACUCUGGAGAGAAACCUUACAAGUGUGAAGAAUGUGGCAAAAAGUUCUACUAUCCUUCUCGCCUUAAGGAACAUCAAAGAAUUCAUUCUCAAGAAAACCCUUACAAGUGUGAAAUAUGUGGCAAUGUCUUUUGUACUCCCAAAGGACUUUCUAAACACCAGAGAUUUCAUACUGGAGAGAAACCCUACAAGUGUGAAGAAUGUGGCAAAAUGUUUUACUAUCCUUCUCGCCUUAAGGAACAUCAAAGAAUUCAUUCUCAAGAGAACCCUUACAAGUGUGAAAUAUGUGGCAAAGCCUUUUAUACUCUCUCAUACCUUACUCAGCACAAAUUAGGUCAUACCGGGGAGAAACCUUACAAGUGUGAGGAAUGUGGCAAAACCUUUUACUAUCCUUCAAUUCUUAAGGAACACCAAGCAAUUCAUUCUGGAAAGAAACCAUACAGGUGUGACGAAUGUGGCAAGGACUUCUGCACUCGCUCAGGACGUUCUAGACACCAGCGAAUUCAUACUGGAGAGAAACCCUACACGUGUGAGCAAUGUGGAAAAGCCUUUUCUACUCAUUCCUACCUUUCUCAACACAAGGUAGUUCACUCUGGAGAGAAACCUUACAAGUGUGAAGAAUGUGGCAAAAUGUUUUACUACCCUUCUCGCCUUAGGGAACAUCAAAGAAUUCAUUCUCAAGAAAAUGCCUACAAGUGUGAUGUGACAAAGUCUUUAGUACUCACUUAGAAUUUGCUACACACCUGAGUAUUCAUUCUGGAUAAACCCUGCAGGUGUGAAGGAUGUGGAAAAGCUUUUAACUUAUCCAUCCUCAUCUCAGGUCAUAUUCCUGGAGAGAAAUCUUACCAAUGUCAGAAAUGUGGUAAAAUAUUUUCUAUCCUCAACCUUAAGCAACACCAACUAACUCAUCCUGGAGGGAAAUCACACAAGUGUGAGGACUGUAGGAAGGUCUUUUGUACUCACUUGGAACUUCUAAGCGUCAAAAGAGUCAUACUGGUGAGAAAGACCACAAAUGUGUAAAAGUUUCCACUAAACUGUGUAACCUUGCCCAGCACAAGGUAGUCCAUUCUAUUCAGAAACACUAUUCAUGGGAAAAUGCUGGAAUUUUUUUUUAACUCUUCAAUCCUUAAGAAAAAAAAUCACAGUUUAUUCUCAAGGGAUACCCUAGAAGUGUGAGGGUUAUGUCAAAGCCUUUGCUUAUCAUUCAGACCAUAAGAAACUCAAAUGAAUCCAUAAUAGAGAGAAACCAAACCCUAGUGAAGAAUGUUGCAAGUACUUUACUUCAACACUUAAUAAUUCAACACUUUCUAACCUCCAUAAGAUUUAUAAUGGGAAGAAACACUACAAAUGUGAACGAAUUGACAGAGCUUUUAAAGGCACUUCAUUAGUUAACAAAAGUAUUGGAAUCAUUUGUCAUUCAGCCUUUGCUGAACAUGAGAGAAUUCACACUUGGGAGAAUCUCUACAGAUGUGCAGAAUAUACCUAGGUGUUUAGCUGUAAUUUGUCACUGCAUAAGCAUGAAAGAAUUAGUCCUCCAGAAAUGUAAAGAAAGUGGCAAGGUGUUUUUCAUACUUUAAUUAUACUCAAAGACCUCGUACUGGAGAGAAGCUACACAUAAAAACAAUGUGUCAAACUCUUUAAUCAUAUUUCAAAUCUCAGUCAACACCAAAGAAUUUAGUAAGCUUCACUAUUAAACUUCACACCUCUGCAGUUUCUAAGGGAGUCUCAGCUAUGUGGUUGCCUAGAUCUGACUGGAACCUUGGAUGCUGAUUAAUGCCCAGUCCUGCCCUGGGCAGCUGGUCCUGUGAAAAUGAGAAUUCUGGCCAUGCAGAAAUCUGAGGGAACAAGUCAGUAAGCAGAAUUCCUUAAUGGUUUCUACUUUAGUUCCGGUGUGAAGGUUUUCCCUUGACCUCUUGCCCUGGCUGACCUGGCUGACCAGUUCCUAACCUGGAGAGACCCACUUCCUCUCCUGACUUGUGUUUUAGUCAUGGCCUUUGUCACAGCAGCACACACCAGGCAGCAGUGGACAUGGAGAUGCUUUUCCGUCUCUUUACACCUUAGUUAUCAUCAGUCUUCAUACUGGAGAGAAUCACAAUAUCUUUGAGUGAAGAAUCAAACCCCUAACCUCAGCUAAGAACAUCUGAAUCCUAUAGCAGAGACUUCCCUUUAUUGUAAUCUACAAACCUGUUCUUUCAGACAAUGUGUUUUCAAGGUGCAUCACCUGUUAACUAUAAAUGGUUCCAGAAAUUAAUGCCAUGUUGUCGAACUGUACUUUAGUAACCUGAAUCUGGAUUCCUGAGCAGAAUCCAGAUAUGGCAGAUUUCCCCUGGAGUCCCCCAAUUGUAAGUAACCCUUCCCCUUUGGUCUGUAAGAAAACCCAAUAAAUUCAAUUUUCUCAUCAA